AUGAAAAAGCGGGUCUUGCCUAGAGUUAUAGACUUGGUUGCUGGCUUAAAAGUAGCUAGGAAAGAGAUCGUUCCUUUGUUGUUAAGUGAUAUCUCUAAUUGUGUUGUGGAUUAUAAUGAGUUGAUGGAGAUGUAUGAAAAUAGCGGUCGGAUCAAGAGUCUGUUUAUUCUAAUGGGUAAUACAGAGGCUGGAAUGUUUCAGCACCUUCCUUUGUUCUGCCGGCACUUUGGUAUUUCUCUUUACAAGAUUGUUGAUCGCGUGGAUGAAAUACCUAAAAGAAAGAUGCCUCAUUUAAUUGGAGUAAAGGCUGAACACCGCAGUAUAACUCAACUAGAUCAAUUCUUACUGAGCUAA
This is a messenger RNA of Nematocida homosporus, 354 nucleotides long. RefSeq lists its product as uncharacterized. The transcript has a single exon. Bases 1 to 354 code for a protein of 117 amino acids. The record is from RefSeq and is a predicted model, not a curated record. Lineage: Eukaryota; Fungi; Microsporidia.